AUGUCUCGUUAUGCCUUGUGCAGCCGCCGCAACACUGUUGCAACAGGGCCAGCCUUGCCAAGGGUGGAGAGUCCUUUAUCUGAGUUAUCUGGUGAGCUGUCCCCAGAUAUCCGUAAUACUAAAAUCCCAGCAGAAUCCAGCACUGCAAGUGCUCAGGGCUCUGCUCCUGGUCUGGCUGUGAGCCGUGUUCCAGCGUCUGGCAAUGCCGCACUGAGGAACCCUCCUUCUGCUCAUGUACAAGCAGAGGAGGAGAAAUCGUCUCCUUCUGACUCGGAGGAUGAUGAGGAUGUCAGUUCCCAAGGGAAUCUGACUGCUGCAGGUAUUUCAAAGAAGAAUUUGUCUCGUAGUAAUGUAGAAUAUGAUGAUGAAUCUGAUACACGUUUUACCCCUCUAUGCACCUCAGCCGUUCACUAUCACUAUGAGUGA
Messenger RNA from Desarmillaria tabescens, 426 nucleotides. RefSeq lists its product as uncharacterized. The transcript has a single exon. The record is from RefSeq and is a predicted model, not a curated record. Bases 1 to 426 code for a protein of 141 amino acids. Lineage: Eukaryota; Fungi; Basidiomycota; Agaricomycetes; Agaricales; Physalacriaceae.